This is a messenger RNA of Suillus paluster, 1100 nucleotides long. Its product is annotated as thioredoxin-like protein. Gene Ontology annotation, molecular function: protein disulfide isomerase activity; protein-disulfide reductase activity. Lineage: Eukaryota; Fungi; Basidiomycota; Agaricomycetes; Boletales; Suillaceae. Gene Ontology annotation, biological process: response to endoplasmic reticulum stress. The transcript has 6 exons. Gene Ontology annotation, cellular component: endoplasmic reticulum lumen. The coding region runs from base 103 to 900 and encodes 265 amino acids. The record is from RefSeq and is a predicted model, not a curated record.
GCAGUAACCAUCCACGCUUUUCUUCGACUCGAUAUUCCUUCUCUAUUGCUCGCCCGCUCCUCUAUUUGCUAGCAUUGGCAGUCACAGUUGAAGUGUUUUACAAUGUUUCUGUCUCCUCCGAGUCUAGCCGCGCUCCUUGUGCUAUUGCCCGCAAUAGUGUCUGCAGCUAUAUUUCCUCCUGACACCAAGGUCAAGAUGCUAGACCCGAAAGGUUUCCGGAAGGCUAUGAGGAGUAAUAGGACGAGUGUGGUUGCGUUUGUCGCCCCGUGGUGCGGGCACUGUCAACGAAUGGCUCCCGAGUACAGCAAGGCUGCUGAGAACUUGAGUCCACUAAUCCCGUUCUAUGCAGUAGACUGCGAUGCCGAGUCGAACAAGCGGUUAUGCGGAGAACAGGGUGUUCAAGGAUUUCCAACGCUCAAAGUAUUCCCUCGUGGUAGCCAAGCUCCGCCUGAGUCGUACGACUCUGGCGAACGCACUUCUGGCCACCUCAUCCGCUGGGCCUCGCGCUCCGUGCCUAACAAAGUAAAACUCCUCCCGCAGAUCCACGACAUCCCAGCGUGGCUCGAAAAGAGGAGCGACCUCCCACGCGUCAUUCUCUUGAAUAAGGACAAGAAGUUCCCGCUGCUCUGGCAGGUCCUUUCGAAUAAUUACUGGAAGAAGAUGGCGUUUGGCCAUCAUACAGACCCGGAUGGCGCGUUUGCGGUAUCGUUGGGGUUCCCUGCGACUGUCGAGGGAAAGACGUCGAAGGUGAUUGUGUAUCCAGCAGGGUCCAGCGUGCCGGUUUUGUAUGAAGGGAUGACAAAGUAUGACCCGUUGACGAAGUUCUUUAGAUCUAUCUUGGAUGGGUCAGCAGACUUCCUCCAAACAUCGCCAGAGCAACCUGUCAGGGAUGAACUGUAAUUUACGUGGAUCAACUUAAAAGUGUGUAUUGACAUCUUCUACUUCAACGUGUUUGGAGUCGCCCGCGGACUUGCAUCAAUCUCACACGGUGUUCGCCAAAGCUCCACAUUCUCGUACUUUGGUCGGUUUGCGUGCUGACGGAAAGAAAACACAUUUGAUUAUGAUUCGUGUUCUAUAUUCUGCUUGACCACAUCCUCUGC